Molecule: messenger RNA, 4597 nt
Organism: Spea bombifrons (plains spadefoot toad)
Lineage: Eukaryota; Metazoa; Chordata; Amphibia; Anura; Pelobatidae
Gene: NISCH
Product: nischarin
Exons: 21
Coding region: 69-4085 (1338 amino acids)
Cellular component (GO): cytoplasm
Molecular function (GO): phosphatidylinositol binding; integrin binding; protein kinase binding
Source: RefSeq, a predicted model, not a curated record
UUCAUUGACGGAGCAGAAAUGUAAACAAGCAUGGCGGACUAGGAGCUGUCACGGGAGUCCCUGGUGUCAUGGAUGGUCUCGCUGGCCUCGGAGAUGAGACUGCGGAGCCCAGGGGGGUUCGGGUGGUGGGCUCGGAGCUGGUGGACAAUUACACGGUGUACGUCAUUGAGGUUUAUAUCGGAAUCUAUCACUGGAAGGUAAAGCAUCGCUACAGUGACUUCUACGAUCUCCAUGAAAAGCUGUCUUCAGAGAACAGAGUUGCUAAAAAUCUCUUGCCCCCCAAGAAAAUGAUUGGAAAGAACUCAAAAAGUUUAGUUGAAAGACGACAGAUCGACCUGGAGGUUUAUUUGCAGACGCUCCUCGCACAGUUCCCAGCAGCAGUGCCGAGAUCGCUGUCAUACUUUCUGCACUUUCACCGCUAUGAAAUCAGUGGAAUUUCAGCUCUUCUUGCUGAAGAACUGUUCAAUAAAGGUGAACAGUUACUUUCGGCUGGUGAGGUUUUUGUUAUGAAGCCGCUGCAACUGUAUGCAGUAACACAGCUACUGCGAUAUGCCAAGCCCACGUGGCUUAAUGGGGAUGCCAAAACUGACCUGGGACAUAUACUGGAUUUCACUUGUAGGCUGAAAUAUUUAAAGAUAACUGGUACAAGUGGGCCUUUUGGGACAAGUAACAUACAGGAGCACUUACUGCCAUAUGAUCUGUCCAUAUUUAAAUCACUUUGUCAAAUAGAGGUCAGUCACUGCAAUGCAAGGAAUAUCACAGGACUGAACUCUUGCAAGAACACUUUGGCAACAAUGACUGUUCAGUUUUCAGCAGAGUCAAUGAAGGACAUUCUAGUACCUGAGGCUUUGGAGUUUGACCAAUGGGAACCGGAGGGCACAUCCUUGGAUCCAAUUACGGCCGUUGUUCCAAAAUGGAAAGCCUUAACGACUCUUGACAUGAGCCACAAUCAGAUCUCUUUGAUUGAUGAUUCAGUGAAACUGAUUCCACGAGUCGAAUUCCUUGACUUGAGCCAUAACAUCAUUUCGUCAGUAGGGAAUCUGCAGCAUUUAUUCAACUUGAUACACCUGGAUCUUUCAUAUAAUAACAUUUCCGAUCUGGAUGGUGUCCACACAAAGGUUGGAAACAUUAAGACUCUGAGUUUAGCUGGAAAUCUGUUGGAGCGUCUCGGUGGUCUUAACAAAUUAUAUUCGCUGGUUAAUCUGGAUCUCAGUUACAAUAAAGUUGCACAGCUUGAAGAAAUAAGACAUAUUGGACAUCUUCCAUGCUUGGAAAACAUCAACAUAAGCCACAAUCCCCUGGUCAUUAUACCGGACUAUAGAACCAAAGUUCUUGCCCAGUUUGGAGAGCGAGCAGCUGAGGUCUGUCUGGAUAACACAAAAACCACUGAAAAAGAGCUGGAUACUGUGGAAGUGCUGAAAGCUAUUCAGAAAGCAAAGGAAACGAGAAACCAAUUCCACCAUCCCAAUAAAAAGAUGAGCGAGGAUUCCCAACUCACCAAAGCCAACUCCGGCUGUACGUUUCCUGACGAUGUUUCCGCUCCCUCUUUACCACGACCUGUUAGCUGCACCCGAGUUACCGACACGGUGAGAAUCGGCAGCAAUUCUACAUCCAGCAAUCGGACAACAAGUCCUCACAAACUCUACCAAGAAAGAGACGAAGGUGGUCUGCAGGACGCUAACGGACACAGGGAGCUAAACACAUCUCCGGGUGGCAAAAGCGGUGUUUGUCUGCUUAGAGAAGACGAAAUGGCGGUUCCCGCGUCGGAUGCCCCACCGUGUAUUCCGUAUGGUAGCCAGCAGCAGGAAUUGCUCUCGUAUCUUUCUGCGUCUAUAGCACAUGUGCUGGGACAGUCCUCAUCCGAUGCUGCUCACGAUAAGGGAAACGCAAGCUCUUCGGGGCCAGAGAACGGUUAUUUUGAAAUGGGGCGCCAUAAAGAAAAUCAGAAGGAUGAGGACGGAAAUCAGUCCUGUUUCCCUUUAAAAAAUACAGACCAUGGUGUGGGCAUUGCUCAGUUACACUGGGCCUUCUCUGUUCAGCUGCAGAGGGGCAAAUCUCGCAAAGCGUUCGCUUCAUGCCUUGUAUUGACAGAUAGCUUGAUCGUGUUUUUCGAGUUUCCUCUACAAGGAGCAGAGGCUGAUUACCUGGCUAAUUUCUCUCUGCUGAGGCUGGCUUUUUACCUUUCCUACAGGGAUUUAGCAGGGUUUGGAUUCCUGUUGCCUAAAAUCUGUCUAACCAUGAGGGUGAGGAAUGGAGAAGAUUGUAUAUUUGUUCUAGCAAAUGCUCAAAGUCUGCAGGAGUUGUCUGAAUCGCUGUGCGCUCGCUGCCCCGAAAGCAGCAGCUCUUUAGAACGCUUGUCAUUUUGCAACAAUCAGCGUUCGGAGGAAUUAGUUCAGCGUCUCACUGCUGAACACAACAUGGCUUUGGACGGCGGGGAGGUGAAAGGCUGUUUCCCUGUCCGUCUGUUUUAUAGAGAUCAGCAGGAGGAUGUUUUCACUUCAACAAUUCAGGAGCAAAGUGGCACAGAACUCCUGCCAACGUGGGUAUUUCUCACGCCGAAAAACCUCAUCCUACUGGAAGCUGACUUCGAUUUACUGUCUGGAGAAUGCAAGACGCAUGAAGUUCUGGGAAACCCUUUCUUCGUGAAGAAGAUCCCGCUUCCCUCCGUUACAUUACAUCUUCAAGACCUGGAUGGAAAUGUUCUUCAGCUCCUGAUGGGUUACAGAGAUGUCACUGCUUUCUUUGUUUUGCCCGAUGACAAAUUAAAUUUUUUAACCUUAUACAAACUUCUGAGGACUUCCCUUCAAUGCGUAAAGGACGUAUUCGUUUUCAGACCCUGUGAGACUGUCUGUGAAAAGAUCCAGCUACAGACAACUCGUGAUCGCUGCCCACGGGAAGCGUCAGCCUCUCAUCCUUCGCAAUGUGUGAUUCAGAAGUUAUGUGAAGAGAAUCCGCUCGCCUCUCAUCUGCCGUCACCCACCCCCUUGAACGUUAUUUCCAAAAUGAAUGGAAAGGAUAUCCUAGACCUUUUCCGUGGCAGCGUUUCUGAGGCAGACAGUGAGGAGCUGAGGUUCUUCAUGUGGUCGUCUGUGAUAUUUUACAAGGAACCUGACGUGGAAGCCACAUCUUGCGUGCUACUGUCAUCAGAAGCCAUUUACUUUCUGUUUGUCGAUUCAGAGCUGGAUUCUUGGAAUGAGCGCAAGACCCCUGGAUCCUGCCAUCUUUCCCGCUGUCUUGUCAUUAGAUUUAGUGAUCUGCUUUCUGUGAACAUUGGGCUCUUUGAUCAAUAUUUCCGGUUAACAGGGCCUUCUGCAAGUCACGUGGUAACCUGUGUGACAAGAGACAGUUACAGUACCCAUACCUUUAUACAGCAUCUCAUGUCUGCCCUGUCACUGAUGGCUCGGACGCCGUCUCCAGAACCCCUGGAGAAAGAUUUCUACUCUGAAUUUGGGAAUAAGAACACAGGAAAAAUUGACAAUUAUGAACUUAUUCACUCCAGCAGAGUAAAGUUCAUUUAUCCAAAUGAAGAAGAAAUCGGGGACCUCACUUUUAUAGUAAAAGAAAAAUCUGAGAGUUCUGCAAAGCUCCAGUCGCUGAACAUUUUGCUGUACGUUUUGGCUUUCCAGGUCAUUACUGUCGACGGAGGUACCCAGGAUGUUUUACUUCAACCAAAAACACUUAUCCUUACCAACUCUGACCUAUUUUUGUUUAACGAAGACUACAUUAGCUACCCUCUUCCCGAAUUUGCCAAAGAGCCUCCAAAGAGAGACAAGUACCAGCUGAUAGAUGGAUGGAGAAUUAGAGAUUUGGAUAGAGUGUUAUUGGGGUAUCAGACUUACCCACAGACACUUACGUUUGUGUUUGAUGAUGUUCCCAUCCAAGAUCUGACAUACACUUUAUCCGUGGACCACUUUGGGGAGUCCUGUGCACCCCCAGUUACGCAGAACGUGUGUGGCGGGAACAGGGAGGUACAUUUGGAUAUCUUCAUUCCAAGUGCAGAUUGCCGUGAGAAGCUGAUCUCUCUUCUUGCGAGGCAGUGGGAGAUUUUGUGUGGUCGAGAGCUGCCUUUGGAAUUGACAGGAUGAAAUAAUAUGUACAAAAAGACAAAAACUCUGAGGAUUUGGUCCUGGUCCAACAUCCGAAAGCAGACAUUACUAUUUGCUUUUGUUUAGAGCGAAAGUCUGAAAUGGAUUGGUAGUUCCAUGGACUUGACGUGUCAGUUCUCCAGCCGUAAUGCUUAGUGGCGGCCUCCAUUGGAAACUGGCAGAUGACUUUCCGGUGCUUAUUCCGCUAGUAAAUACACGUUUACGUGCUGGAAGUAAGGAAUAGUGAGUGGAGCUUCUUGGUCCGUGUUUAUUGUGCGAGUGGGGUCCACAGUAUUAUUAUUCGGUAUAUAAAAAUAACUUGUUUCUUCAUCACAUUUUCUGGCAUGGUGUUAAAAACGCUACCCAUUUAGCAGCCUGGGUCUGAUUAUAGUAAUCUACAGAAUAAAGAAAUUUCAUGCUUUGUUGUAGAACACUAUGCACUGUUUUUGUUUUUCCACAAUUUAUUCUGUGUUGUAAAAUAAACGCACAGAAUCUUAUGGUUUUUGACAUUU